Molecule: messenger RNA, 4611 nt
Organism: Onychostoma macrolepis
Lineage: Eukaryota; Metazoa; Chordata; Actinopteri; Cypriniformes; Cyprinidae
Gene: rbm24a
Product: RNA binding motif protein 24a
Exons: 4
Coding region: 273-962 (229 amino acids)
Cellular component (GO): cytosol
Molecular function (GO): mRNA 3'-UTR binding
Source: RefSeq, a predicted model, not a curated record
UUUUUAGAAGUCACGUCAGUUUGGAAGAGGAGUUCGACCCACCUGAUGAUCCUUGGCUCAAUCCGCUCCACAUUACUUACCACAUUAAUCUACCUCUGACAUUAAACCUAUCUGCGCGCGUGCGUUUUAUAUUUCUCAUCAAUCGCUUUUUGUAACGUCUAGUGAAUAUUUUAACGGAAUAUUAAAGGAGUGGUACGGUCAUUAUCAGUCCUAAAUUGCACUAUCGUCUUUCCCUUUUUUUAUUUUUUGCACUUGAGCAUUUUUUUGUGAGGAUGCAUACCACCCAAAAGGACACCACUUAUACCAAGAUAUUUGUCGGUGGUCUUCCGUAUCAUACGACGGAUUCCAGUCUAAGGAAAUAUUUUGAAGUGUUUGGCGAAAUAGAAGAAGCUGUGGUGAUUACCGACAGACAGACUGGGAAGUCCAGGGGUUAUGGAUUUGUGACUAUGGCAGACCGCUCUGCUGCAGACAGAGCUUGUAAGGACCCCAACCCCAUCAUCGACGGCAGGAAAGCCAACGUUAACCUGGCUUAUCUCGGAGCCAAGCCACGGGUGAUGCAGCCAGGUUUUACCUUCGGUGUCCCUCAGAUUCACCCUGCUUACAUCCAAAGACCAUAUGGGAUCCCCACUCACUAUGUGUACCCGCAGGCCUUCAUGCAGCCCAGUGUGGUCAUCCCUCACAUCCAGCCAGCGGCGGCCUCCGCCACCGCGUCCUCACCUUACAUCGACUACACAGGUGCAGCCUACGCACAGUACGCCAGCGCUGCAACCGCUGCGGCCGCCGCAGCCUACGAGCAGUACCCGUACGCUGCCUCUCCUGCCGCAACCGGCUACGUAGCUACCGCCGGCUACGGUUACGCCAUGCAGCAGCCACUGGCCACCGCCGCACCGGGGUCUGCAGCCGCGGCUGCGGCCUUCGGGCAAUACCAGCCCCAGCAGCUGCAAGCCGAACGGAUGCAAUAGCAACCAAAGAGACGGACGGGAGACGCGCAGGGAAUCGAUGCCCAGCGACUGCUACUAGAUGAUGAAGAAGAGGAUGGUGACGAAAAUAGUUGCUGGUUGUGGGUUGAUUGCAAGAGGAGGAAGACGAGGAGCAUACAGGAGGGGGAUAGUAAUUGAUAGAGAGAUUAUUAGUGAGAUGGGAACUCCAUUGCUUUCCAACUUGCUGUGAUUAAAGAAAAAAAACAACAAAACCAAACAAACAAAAAAAAAAAAAAAAAAGAUCGCAGAAAAGGACGGAAUCUAGCUUGUUACUAUUAUCAUUAUUAUGUUAUCUUUAUUACUAUAAUUAAUAUUAGAGUAGAAUAUUUAUUGCGAAAGGAGGUAUGCAGCGACUAAUCACUGUGGUAUAGGUGCGUUGUAGACGAAACCUUAAGUCCCGAUGCUGUCAUUUAAUGUAGGCGACCGUUUUUCCGAAGGACACUUGGAAAUGUCCCACAUUGUUUUGAUUCUAGGGCCCCUUACCUUUAUAUUUAUUCUCAUUUUUGAGGGCUCUUUUUGUUCUGUCGUCUUCUCAAGUGCAUUUUUUUUUUUUUUGAUCAUCAGGGAAUGGAGCAUUUUUCAGCGAAUUAGAAACGACAAACUCUGCCAAUCAGGGAUAGUAGACCUAACUGUGGCGAAAUGGAGAAAGAUCCAGUGUUAGCAUGUUUUAUGUGUUGUGAAUUACCUUUUUAUCUAUCUGAUGCUGAAUGUCCCCCUUUCUCUGACUCCUGUAUUGACCUCCUGACCUAUGCAAAGCAAACAGGCCGCCAGGGGACAAAACAAAGUGCAGGAACAGGAGAGAUUUUCUUUUGCUCCCCCAUAAUGGGCAUCGAACAAUUUGAAGGCACUCUCGAAAAGACAAAAAGACUGAGACGUAUUGUAUUAUAUGCUUACAAAACACACGGACUAACAUGUACACCAUUACACACAAAUUUAAGUGUUAAUGUCUGUCUGUGGGCGAGGGAGGACGCAUAAACACACACAAACAAAGAUGACUACGUAGGGAAAAAAGCAUGGUGCAAUGCUCAGUACUAGUAUAGAAUCAUAGAGCAAUUGCUGUGUUGGAAGGAACAGGCACUGAUACACACAUACACAGUCGGAUUGCUCUGGAAAGAUCACUGGUGCUCGUUUAUUGAGCUGUCACAAUUUCAUCCCUGGACCCCGGUCCUGCUCCGGGUCUGUCAACUCUUCUUAUCCUCCUAGAGAGGGUCCAGAAGCUUGAGGACAGACCUGUGCAUCCUCCCGAUAUCAGCGACGGAUCUUUAUCUGGAACACGAUGAGGAUCCGAGAUAAGGGAGGGGGUUCCCGCAAGCUUUUCACCCUAUACCAAUGAACCGCUAUUGGCCUGGUCUUUAUAUGUUCACUAAGAAAUAUGUCUGAGCACCAGCACACGUAAUAAGGUCUAUGUAUUUCAAUGAGCAACUCUUUACAGAACAGCACUAUAGUGAAAGGAUCUGAAUCCAUGCGUACGAGGGUUCUUUGUGUGCCUUACAUUUGUAAUGCUAUUUAAAGACAUCUGCUAUUUAAGAUAUUUAUUUUGAGUUGACUUAUGUUGCGCUCUAAGAUCACUGAUUUAGAAGCGGUACUGUAUGGAUAAUAAUGUAUUCAUCUCAUGGCAUAUUAUUAUAAGUUAUUGAGUAGGCUUAGUUGUAGUAUUAUUAACAUACUCAACCAAAAAUGUUGGUGUAGGACUUAUUUAAGAUACAAUUCUGUAUGUGCACUGUACAAUUCUCUUUUUUUUUUUUUUUUUUCUUUAUACAUUUGGAAUUUUAGAACAUGACAUUAAAUAUCGGCUAGUGUAAUGCCUAUCGUAUGACAUUUAUUUUAUUGCAGGCCUGUUGUUUCAGGCAUGUUAUCUCCAUUUGUCAUAUCCAGAACUGUUUAAAAGACUUUAAAAAAAGGACAAAAAAAAAGACCUGGCGAAACCUAAGGGACAUGCUGCUUCAUACACUAGAAUGUAUUGUCAAUGUCGAGGAUGGAUGCUGUGCUUCUAUUGCUUUAAAUAUGCAUCAGAUGGGCUAUUUUACACUGUUGAGAAUUUUUAUACUUGAACUCUUUCUUACAAGGGAAAAUAUGAAAAAAGAAGAAUAACAACACACAAAAACCAAGGACUUUUUUCAUUGUCACUGGAUUUGGGCAUGUAAAGUGUUAAUGACUAUUUAAAUACGAACGUUCUGUAGGUAUUUAAGCCUUAUUUCAGAUUUUCAACACUAUUUACUCUAAAUGGAAAUAAAAGGUUCUAUAUUUAAACCUCAAAUGCUUUGUUCAUUGCACAGGCCUGAUUUUUGUCACUGUUUCCAUUGGGAAACAGCUUUUGCUUUUCAUUGGGUGCCUGGAUGGUGCGCUCAUGGUUUGGGAUUGUUAUAUUGUGUAACUUAUUCAUUGUAUUUCAAAAGCACACAUUCUAGGUCAUUGCUACAUCAUUGAGUCAUCCUGGUUCAAACUUAUUGUAUGGUGAAUUGCAAAAUAUUUCAAUGGCUUAAAGUGCUCAUGUUUUGUUUCUUAUGGUCUUUGUUUAGACAGGCGGUAGCUUUACCACUGCAGUGACGAAGAACAAGCUGUUGUGUAUUUCUCGUGGAUGAAGGUGUUGUGAAAAAGAAGCAGAUAUUCUCAGCAAGCCAACAGUAUAAACACACAGGCUGUCACUUCUCCUUGCCACACACAGAGAUGCUUAUUUAUGAGCUUGUUUAUGCUGGUUUGUGAGGUGACAAAUUUAACUGACCUCAUCUCUCCCUGUCCAGACAUUGCUUAAUAAUGGAGCUGGUAAAGGAAUAUUCUGGGUUCAUUACAAGUUAAGCUCAAUCGACAGUUUUUGUGACUGUUGAUAUUGAUUAGCACAAAAAAAGGUUGUGUUGAGGCACUUAGAAUGGAAGUGAAUUAGAGAUUGAUUUAAAAGCAGAAAUGUAAAGCUUAUCAUUUUAUAAUCACAAUGAUUUCUUCUGUUAAAACAGACAGCAUUUGUGGCAUAAUGUGGAUUACCACACUUUGCCCAUUGUUAACACACACACACACACAAAGUUUCUAACAGUGGAAGUAAACGUGGCCAGUUUUUAAAAGCAGAAAUUUGAAACUUAAGAUUCCAUCUGGUUAAACUAACAGCAUUCGUGGCAUAAUAUUGACUGCAAUCAAUCAAUAAAUAACUCAACCUUUUUUCUUUUUCCCCCCCGAAAAUCUGGGUUACGGUGAGAUACUUAAAAUGGAAUUGAAUAUGGCCAUUUUUGGAGUAUAAUAUUUAUUAAUUAACAAAAGCACUUACAUAAAUUCUUCUGUUAAAACUAGUGUAUUUGAUCUGUAAAGAUGUCCAAAACUUAUUUUACAGUUGUUUUAGAGGUUUUGGAAAAGUUGAAAAACUCACUUCCAUUGUAAGUGCACAACUGUAAACUCAGUUUUUGCAAAAGAAAACGAGAGGCGAGUUAAAAAAGGCUGAGUAAAUGUGGUAAUCAACAUAACCCCACAAGUGCUGUCGAUUGAGCUUAAUUUGUACUGAACUGCAAAUAUUCCUUUAGAGAUAGUUCCGUUUACUUCAUUUGUGAAAUUUAUUCUGUUUUGCACCAUUGCAAAACGAUUCAAACUAACCCUGAAUGUUUAAACGAGAGAAGGGAGACAUGUUGAAUAAACAUACAUGAUUAAG